Molecule: messenger RNA, 906 nt
Organism: Fulvia fulva
Lineage: Eukaryota; Fungi; Ascomycota; Dothideomycetes; Mycosphaerellales; Mycosphaerellaceae
Exons: 2
Coding region: 1-906 (301 amino acids)
Biological process (GO): intracellular copper ion homeostasis; mitochondrial respiratory chain complex IV assembly
Cellular component (GO): mitochondrial inner membrane
Molecular function (GO): copper ion binding; copper chaperone activity
Source: RefSeq, a predicted model, not a curated record
AUGGCAUCUCCCGUGUUCGGCUCAUUGCGCGCCCCGCAGCCAAGUAUAUGCAGACAAUGCGCCAUAUCGACAACCCGCCGAACGAUUACGUCCAUCGCCUCGCAGACAACAAAACAUGAGAUUCGAUCAAGGCCAUCCAAUACCCUCACUCCGCGCCUACCACAAGCCUCAUCGCAGUCACGGCACUUCUCCUCAUCACCGCACCGGAGAGCGUACAAAACUGUCGAAGAAGCCAAGACAAAGUACCGGCUAGGCCCCUUCUCAUGGCAGGCAGGCCUCCUCUUCGUCCUUGCCGGCGCUGGCCUCACCCUCUACUUCCGCUACGAAAAGGCCCGCAUGUCCCGCGCCCGAAUCGCAGAAGCCAACAAGGGUAUCGGCAAGCCUUUGGUCGGUGGUCCAUUCCACCUAACAGACUGCACCACCACGCCACCUGGCGAGUUCACCGAGCAGAACUUGAAGGGCAAAUACAGCCUGAUCUACUUCGGCUUCACGCACUGUCCGGACAUAUGUCCUGAAGAGCUUGAUAAGAUGGCGGGGAUGAUCGAUCAGGUCAAGGAGAAGAAUGGGGAUGUGUUGAAGCCAGUGUUCAUCAGCUGUGAUCCUGCGAGGGACACGCCAGAGGUUGUGAGGGUGUAUUUGAAGGAGUUUCAUGAGGAUAUUGUGGGGUUGACGGGGACAUGGCAGGAGGUCAAAGAUGUUUGCAAGGUAUAUCGGGUGUAUUUUUCGACGCCGCCGGACGUGAAGCCGGGGCAGGACUAUUUGGUGGAUCAUAGUAUCUACUUUUAUUUGAUGGAUCCCGAAGGCGACUUUGUCGAGGCGAUUGGGCGAAACUUCACCGUUGAUGCCGCGGCCAAAGUCAUCAACGAUCACAUCGCAGACUGGAAGGGCAAGAUCGAUAAGUCAUGA